Daktulosphaira vitifoliae (grape phylloxera) is the source of this 2057-nucleotide messenger RNA. RefSeq lists its product as uncharacterized. The transcript has 3 exons. NCBI's taxonomy places the organism in Eukaryota, Metazoa, Arthropoda, Insecta, Hemiptera, Phylloxeridae. The record is from RefSeq and is a predicted model, not a curated record. The coding region runs from base 72 to 1796 and encodes 574 amino acids.
CAUUUGCACAAAUUCAUUUUAAAUAUCCCUAAGUUUCAAACGAGUUAUUUGUAAUAUUAAAUUAUUUUUCAAUGGAAUUUUAUUCUUUUAUUUUAAUAUCUAUUGUAAUUUUCGUGUUGAAUCCAGCCGAAGGAGUAAAAUAUAAUCAGCUUUAUAAAAAUUACAUCAACACAGUCGUAACUCACAUUCAUUCAAAAAUUGGAGUAAAUCAAAUGCUAAACCUGAAACUAAAACAAUUUUUAAAUUAUCCCAAAAUAGAGGAAAAUUGCAAAAAAGAUGAUUUCUCACGUAACUAUCGGUACACAAUAAGUGUACUCAAUUACAAGUACACUGAAAUACUAAAAAAAUUUCUCGAUUACAUGAAUAUUAUCAUUGAUGAAUGUAAACAAUUUCAUAAGAGAAAUUUAGUAGAAAAUUUUAUUAAUUGUGUAUCAUUACUUGAAGUAGAAGUGAAAAAUUCCAAGACUAUGUUUGAAAAACUCUACAAUGCUAUGAAGUUUAUAAGCUACAUAGAUAUAAAGUAUUUGUUUCUCGAAGGACUCGCGCCGCAUCCAAUAAUUGAUGAAAUUGACUUUCUUCAACAAUUCGUCAAAGAAUUAAAUGCCGCCUAUGUUGUUGACAUUAAUAUCUUACCAAAUCUUAAAGUCUCCAUAACGCAAUUUGAGAAUUUUAAAAGUUUUUAUGAAGUGGCAUUAAAAGUAGUAAACAAUCUUUUUCAAAAUAGUCUAAUCAUUGACACUACUAUAAAAACUGAUUUGAAAAAAAAUCAAAUCGAAGAAUGCUCUAACGAAACUAGCUUUGAAAUCGUCUAUUAUACAUGUAAUAAACUUAAUUCACUCUAUAUCGAAACUAUAAAAAUGUGGUAUAAAAAUCUUGGCUUUGAACAUUUUCUUAAUCCAAAAACACCUCAACUUAUACCACCAAAAGAUCCAAAAAUAAAACAAGAUGAUGGAAUUGAAGCACUCAAUAUUCUUCGUCUAGGAACUGGUUGGGAAUCAAUGAAUCACAUAAAUAUAGUUUAUUAUAGAAAAAAUUGUAGUGUAAAUUCCAUAAUAAAAGAUGAAAUUAAUUUUCUAAAUUUUCGAAUAAAAAAAGAACAUGUGUCACAAUUAUUAAGAUGUAGAUACACCGAAAUACUUAAAAAUUAUCAUUUACUGUUAUCUACUAUAUUAUAUUAUUGUAAUAAGGAUUCCUUGAACUACCAGAACAGUUGUUUAAUUGAAUUAUUUAAAUCAUUCAAUAAAUCUAAAAUAAUGCUUAUAGGAUUGUAUAAUGCUUUGAUUACAUUAAAUAAAUCAUCAAUAUGGGUUGUUCAUUUCAGAUCUCAUUCUAGUUUACAUAGAAUAUUAGAAUGGGUUGCACUAAUUCUUAUUUUCAUGAAGAAUAAUAAUUAUUUUAAAAUUGAUUUUGUCAAUGAAAAUAAUAAGGAAAAAAUUAAUGAAACAUUGCAAAAAUUUCAAGUAAUUUUUCAAAAUUUUCUUAAUAACUUUCAUUAUCACAUACAAGGCAGCAAUAGUUAUUUGCACACUUGUUGUAUUUUUAAUGAACCUUUUUAUGAAAAAUACGAAAAAUUAAAUUAUUUUAGGACUUUAAAAAAUAUAUUAAUUGAUCCAAAUACUCUAUUUCAAAUUAAAAUUUAUCUUAAUGCAUGUUAUUAUUUUGAUAAUUUUUGUGAAAAUGUUUAUAAUACUUGUUAUAAAAAUCUGGGUUUCGAUAAAAUUAACUGCAGUGGUAGAAAAAUUGACGAAAAACUUAUACCAUUUAUUAAGGAUUUGAUGGAUGAUUUAACUACUUAACUUUCAUUAAAUAAUAAAAACUAGGUACCAUUGAAAUGAAUUUUAAAAGUUGAUUGCAUAAAAUUAUUUUUUUUAUUAUUGUUAAUAAUUAAUGUUUUGAUUUCUUCAUACAUAUAGUUUAAUAACAUUUACAAAAUUUUUAUUUUGCUUUAAUUAUUACCAAAGUAUCUUUUUUGUAAAAUUACUGUAUUUGUUACCAUUUUCACCUGUACAUUUGCAACGACGUAAUAUUAAAAAAAUUUCACCAAGUUAAAAAAUGUA